CGUAUUUGAAAUUGGACUUGCUUCGAGCUUGAUAUUUCGCGCUUUACCACAUUUAUUCCAUUCGAGAAUUCCAUUCCGCCAUACACUACAACCAUUCUGUGGCGAUCAACGUCGUAAUUUGGACGCAAAAACAUUUGAUUUCAAGUGUUCAGUUGGAAACAUAGACUGUAAACAUUUUUGUCAUAAAACGAUGUUUUAAUAUUUUUCUUAUUGGUGUUGUAUGGAAAAUAACUUCCGAAAAUGGAUAUUCCAGAAACGGGUGCCGUAUUCACGCUCGGAAAAUCCUAUUUAUCGGAAAAUCAUCAAAGUUAUUUCUUCAUAAAGAAUGACCCAAUUAGAAAAGUUAUAGCUGGGGAGAAUCAGAGUGCGGUGAUUUGUGAAUCAGGACGUCUAUUUAUAUGGGGAGAAAAUCAAUGGAAUCAACUGUCUGCAGGUUCAAAAGAGGUUAUUGCAAAACCUUCGUGUGUUAAAGAAAUAAAAAAUUUGGGAUAUAAAGUGCGGAAUAUUGCAUUUGGUCAGGCAUUUAGCGUGAUCCUAACAGAAAACAACAAAGUAUUUUUUAAUGGCAAAUCCAUAUUUACAAUAAAUGAAACGUUUGGAAGUAAGUUUCGAAGUUUGGACAACAACGUGCACUGUAUUAUUAGACAUAACUACGAAAUUAUCGACUUCCAUAAGCGGUGUUUGGACGACCACGGCAAUUUGGACGAUUUGGUUGAUAUUAGCGCGCACAUUUUAGGCACGUAUUUUGUAGUGCUCACAAAUAGCGGAAAACUGUAUAGUUAUGGGUACUUUGGCUCCGCAGUAAAACGGCCGAGUGAAACAGUGAGGCGAAUCAGUGAAAAUUUUGUGACGCGAAUCGCCAAAUGUGGCAGGACAUUUGUUGUAUUUGUAACCGAUUGUAAUGGAGUUUAUGUGCUUGGAAAAUUAAAUUCAGUCGAAUAUAGCCGAGUCACUAAAUUGAAUACAUCUGACUUGAAAGACACCGUGUACAGCAUAUACGUUUCGCAGAAGGAUGAAAUUUUUUUGAUCAGUAGCUCGGGUGAUGUUUAUAAAAGUACAAGUGCUACGGAAAUUCAAUUCGAACGUAUUAUUUUGUUCAAUCAAAACGACAACAUUUGGAAAUUUUGUUCGGGGCACGAUUUUGUGUGUGUUCUUACUGAUAAAAACAAAUUUCUGACUACAUUCAAUGAAAAAUUAUCGGCCAAACACAAAGGAAUUAGGCUACCCCAUGAACUAAAAAAAUUUCAAAACCUCCGUAUAUUGGACAUAGCUGCAGGGCUACACCAUAUUCUCUUAUUCGCAGUGUCAAAGCUCAGUCCAAGCACAUCAUUGGAUAUCACAUCAUCAGAUGCAAAUGAAAACAUUCCCAUACAAACAUUGCCCAAAAGUUAUGAUUCCACCAAAAGUGUUGAAAAUCAAAAGCGAUCUAUUGAAUUGUUGCAUCAGAAUACACCAGAUUUCAAGAAUAUUAUAAGCUCAAAGCCAAUUUUGGCCAAAGAAACUCUUGAAGAAAUACAUUCUGAUGCUCGGAUCGAUAUAAGUGAUUCCAUAAAUCAGACGAUAGUAUCAAAAGCCUACACUCAACCGAAUACAUUGGAAGCGGAUAAAAAGAUUACAGCAAUUGAAGUAGUUAAAUCCCAAACGGAAUUAUCGCACAGCAAAGACGAUGUACAAGAAAAUCACUCUAAAAUAAGUGAUAAAGUCGAAAUCAAGAUGGACAUUGUUAGUAAGAGUGUCUCCAAUAUUGGAGAUAGUUUGAUGAAUGAUAUAAAAUCUGUUGCAACAACGGGUGAGGAAAAGCUAAAGGACUUGGCUGAAGAAACUGAGAAAACAGUAAAAGAAGUUCCAAAAAAUGUCAUCGACUACGUUAAAACAUCGAUGGGACUUGAAAAAGAAGAGGAAAAAAACAAAAACGUCGAUGACACAAACAUGAAUAAAGUAAUAGGAAACACAGGCGAAGAGUCAACCAAUGAAAUAUCAAGUGACCCACCGAUACAGAAUUCAAAUGAACCAGAUAAUAAUGAAAUGAACAAGCAAAACAAUAAAUUAAAUCGCGCAUUGGCUCAAGAUGUUACGGUAUUUGAUGAACUUAAAGAUGACACUGAAGCUGAUAAUGAAGUCAAGUUCAUAAACGAUGGUGUUGAUGUUGGCAGCACAUCAAAUAUUAUACAAGCGAUGAAUGAUGAAAUCAACGAAAUGAGCAACAAUCCAAAAAAUAAAUCAGACGAACUGACCAUGAAAUUUGAUGAACUUGCCGAAACUACGGAAGCAGACUCAAAUAAAAUAUUUCAAAUCAAGAAUGUUGAGAAAGAUAUUAUGAAAGAUGUCCCUGCUACAACAGCAAAUUUAAUGACAAAAAUUAUUCCGUUGAAACAUGAUUUGGAUGAAGUGGACCUUGAAGCGGACGUUGACACUGAGCUCACUGAGCAAACAACUGCUUCAAUCAAAUCGGUAAGUACGCCGGCCAAAAAUCAGUUUGAAAUGAAUGCAACUGUAGAAGAAAUUGAGGCGACUACCCCGAAAGAAAGCGAAGGACGUGUGAAACGGUUUUUCAAUGAAAUCAAAAACAAUUGCAAAACAUCUGACACUGUUGUAGAGAUGGAGGAGAAUGCAAUGCAGCAAGUACAGCAAAUAAAAAACCACUCAUUAGACAUCAUUGGGGACAAUAAAACGUCCAAAGUGUGUACAAUUUUGUAAGCAACGCAGCUAAAACGAUUUCAGAUGAUUUCUUUCCUUCCGAUUUAUUAUGAUUCACUUCCAUUUCCACUCUAGUAUGUUUACAUUACACUUUGUUCAACAAUAAAUUCAUAUUUUUUUUCAUUUGUAGCAGUAAUAAACUAGUGUCUAAUUUAUUGAUGA
Sitodiplosis mosellana (orange wheat blossom midge) is the source of this 2859-nucleotide messenger RNA. RefSeq lists its product as uncharacterized. NCBI's taxonomy places the organism in Eukaryota, Metazoa, Arthropoda, Insecta, Diptera, Cecidomyiidae. The coding region runs from base 241 to 2697 and encodes 818 amino acids. The record is from RefSeq and is a predicted model, not a curated record. The transcript is spliced from 11 exons.